Messenger RNA from Magallana angulata, 4113 nucleotides. RefSeq names its product glutamine-dependent NAD(+) synthetase-like. Gene Ontology annotation, molecular function: NAD+ synthase (glutamine-hydrolyzing) activity; ATP binding; glutaminase activity. Gene Ontology annotation, biological process: NAD+ biosynthetic process. The transcript has 19 exons. The record is from RefSeq and is a predicted model, not a curated record. Lineage: Eukaryota; Metazoa; Mollusca; Bivalvia; Ostreida; Ostreidae. The coding region runs from base 47 to 2662 and encodes 871 amino acids. Gene Ontology annotation, cellular component: cytoplasm.
CGGAUUUUCACUGACUACCACCCUAACUUUUGCUCUGCCUUGAACCAUGGGGAGGACGGCGACAUUGGCAACAUGCACUUUGAAUCAAUGGGCAAUGGAUUUCAAAGGAAAUUUAGCUCGCAUUUCUGAAAGUAUCAGGAUAGCCAAAGAAAAAGGUGCUACUUACCGCCUUGGUCCAGAACUUGAAAUCACGGGCUAUGGAUGUGGGGACCAUUUUCUGGAGAGUGACACGUUUCUCCAUUCGUGGCAAGUGUUGGCUGAAUUACUUUCAAAUCGAGACAACAUGGACAUCAUGUGUGAUAUUGGAAUGCCUGUGAUGCAUAAGAAUGUAGCCUACAACUGUCGAGUUAUCUUUGUAAACAGAAAAGUUUUGUUAAUCCGUCCUAAGAUGACACUAUGUAACGAUGGCAACUACAGAGAAACCAGGUGGUUCACUUCCUGGAAACGCCACAAAUGUACGGAGGAAUACUUCUUACCACGGAUGAUUCAGGAAAUCACCGGUCAGAGGACAGUGCCUAUAGGAGACGCUGUGAUAUCUACAGUAGACACGUGUCUCGGGAGUGAGAUUUGUGAAGAGCUCUGGUCUCCUGAUGGUCACCACAUAGACCUAAGUUUGGAUGGAGUUGAAAUAAUUGCUAAUGGGAGUGGGAGCCAUCAUGAACUCAGGAAAGGUUAUGUUCGAGUCGACUUGAUCAAGUCGGCCACUAUGAAGUGUGGUGGGAUUUACGUAUUUGCAAACCAGCUUGGAUGUGACGGUGAGAGGACGUACUACGAUGGCUGCUCCAUGAUCGCAGUCAACGGGAGGAUCGUCUCUCAGGGGCCUCAGUUUGGUAUCCAGGAAGUGGUAGUGAAUACAGCCACAGUGGAUUUAGAGGAUGUGAGAAUGUACAGAAAUGCUAUUCGAAGUCGGUCUGAAAUGGCAUCUAACGUGCAGUCCUUCCCCAGGGUUCAAUGUGACUUUGCCCUCUCCCAUCAGGAAUUCUUUGAGCCAACCACUGACCCAAUAGAGUGGAAAUACCAUUCCCCCGAGGAAGAAAUCAGCUUGGGCCCAGCUUGCUGGCUUUGGGACUACUUGCGGAGAAGUGGACAGGGCGGAUUCUUUCUCCCACUGAGUGGAGGCAUUGACAGUUCUAGCACUGCCUGUAUCGUAGCUUCAAUGUGCCAUCAGGUGGUUGAUGCUGUUCAGAGGGGAGAUGAGAAUGUUCUGGCUGAUGUUAGAAGAAUAGUAGGGGAUGGAGCCUACACUCCAUCUGACCCCAGUGAACUGGCUGGCAAACUGUUCACAACCUGCUACAUGGGCACAGAAAAUAGUUCUGAAGACACCAGAUCAAGGGCCGCAGAACUGGCUGGGCAGAUUGGGAGCUUCCACCUGUCUAUCAGUAUUGAUGUUGCUGUGGCAGCAGUUCUUGGAGUAUUCACCUCAGCGCUCAAAUUGCUGCCAAAGUUCAAAGCCAAUGGAGGAAGUCUUCGAGAGAAUUUAGCCCUGCAAAAUGUCCAGGCCAGACUCCGGAUGGUGUUGGCAUACCUGUUUGCCCAACUGUGUCUGUGGGCUCGAGGGAGAUCUGGGGGACUGUUAGUCUUAGGGUCAGCUAAUGUGGAUGAAGGACUGAGGGGAUACAUGACAAAGUACGACUGUUCCAGUGCAGAUAUCAAUCCGAUUGGAGGAAUCAGUAAAACGGAUCUCCGGCGAUUCAUUCUAUACUGCUCUCAACAUUUCGGAUAUACUGCUCUCACAAAAAUAUACCGUGCCCCUCCCACUGCGGAGUUGGAACCUCUGAAUCAGGGUCAAAUUGCCCAGACAGAUGAGGAGGACAUGGGUAUGACAUAUGAUGAGCUCUCUCUGUAUGGCCGACUGAGGAAACAAAACUGUUGUGGGCCAUACAGCAUGUUCUGUAAACUGGUUCAUGUGUGGAAGGACCAGUUCUCACCAGAAGAGGUGGCUGAGAAGGUGAAGCACUUUUUCCGUUCCUAUGCGAUCAAUCGCCACAAAAUGACCACGCUGACCCCAUCGUACCAUGCAGAGACCUACAGUCCCGACGACAAUCGCUACGACCACCGGCAGUUCCUGUACAACAUUAAAUGGCCAUGGCAGUUUGAGUGCAUUGAUUCUCAGGCGGAGAAGCUGAUGAUUAUGUAUGAGGAGACAAGGAGAACACGGAACAUGAACAUGAACCACCCCCCAAACAAUUCCAGACAAAACUCGUCCAACCAUGACAGGAACUUGUUCGAGCCGCCCAACGAAGAGCAUGGCACACCAGAUUACGGCAUUGUGGUGUCCAAUCAAAUCUGUAGCAUGGAUAAGAAUAAUGGAGUUUCAGAAGAAUUGGAGUCUGAUGACCAUCAGCCAACUACAGGAAGUCAAGGUCAAAACUUGACUUAUAACAAAGACGCGGAAAUGGAGGCAUUGGAUUACUUCGAGGAAUCAAAAGAAAAGUUGAAAGCAGAGGAUCUGAAAGCUUUGUCAAAUCCAUUCCAAUAUGUCAGUAAUGAUUCGACAAGCCCUUUGUUUGAGCAGAUUGGAUUAUCUCCGGUUCAAAACAUUGAAACGUGUGAGCAUGUCUGGAAUAUUUUAGACCCUCCUUCAACCUGUAAACGUCAUCUUCUCAAUGCAAUGGAGGGAGAACUUCAAUCCAAGAGAUCUAGAAUUUUAGUCACUGUUUAAGCUAGCUUCAGUUAUGAAAUUUUGGUGAAAAAUAAUGGGUAAAUGACAAGUUAUUUUUUAAGAACGAUUAACUGGUAGUACAUGUACUAUCACAUAUUUUUUAUAAAAAUUACUAUUGAGAUAUUUUUAUCCCUUAUUGCUUUAUAUUAACAAGUAUUAGGUAAUUGGUGAAAAUCUAGUCCAUAUACACAGUGGGUAAUUAUUCAAGUGCGUGCUGUAUACUCAGUAUAUGUGAACAUCUACAUGCUAUGUAUAUGUUAUUACUCUUAGUAACCUCAUAUCUCUAAGUGAAAUCCUUAUUAAGAAUGAAUUAUGAAUAUUGUUGUUGGAUAUUGCCUUUAUGCAAAUAUAUGGUUGUUGGAUAUUGGCUUGAUGCAAAUAUAAAGAUUUUUAGGAAUGUAGUAUCAUAAAUUAUCUUACUACUGCUGAAGGCAUCUGUGAUGUGUAGAUAUAGACUGAACAUAUCCUAUUGUUGUGAGAAUUUUCACGAAGUAUUACAUGUAGUGAAGUUUAAUAUUUAGUAAACAUUCCAAUUAAGUAAUUUUGAUAAUUUUUUUUGAGAUCUCUGUUGAUUUUUUUUGAUCUCACAUUUUUCUCCUUUGAAAGAUUUCUGAAUAUCAACUUUUAGUCUCUCCCUAUGACAUACUACUAUCCAACUUGUUUCUCUAUUCAAGUUUCAUUGCAUAAAGUAUAUUUUUAUGACUGAAAAUAAUUUUUUUAACACAUUUUAGCUUCAUGCACAAUGUUAUACAUCCUUGGAAACCAACAGCCAGUCUGGAAUUCGCUCACUGACAAUCAGCAAGCAUGUGCAAGACUGGCCGUGGGUUUCCGACGAUGAAUGUUUUAGUGUUUUGCACAUGUCUAUGAAUUGCUUGUCACAGUGAAUGAUUUUGUUUUUUGUCUGAACUUGUAGCAUACCAUUUUUUUUUGUUCCCGAUAAAAGUAUUUUGAAUAGUGCUAUGUGGUGUAAUAAAACGUGCUUUUUAUGUAGAAUCAAAGUUUACAUAAAAAUAUCUUGAAUUAAUUUAAAUUGAUUUUCAAAUAAUGGAAUGCUACAAAUAUAUUCAUGUAUAUUUGAUAUUUAGAAAAUUAUAUUUUCCCCAAAGGAUAGCUGUUUAAAACAUGGAUGUUUAUUUUUUGUUUUAGAUUAUGUGAAUCCUUGCUUAAAAAACAAAUAAAUACACAUAAUUAUUAUUUACCAUGUAUAAAUAUGUUUUGUAAAAACAAGUUGUACAAUACCUGUAAUCAGUUCAAAGGGUGAAAGUUUACACAAUAGCAUUUUGUGAAUGUCAUAUAUAAAGUACCCCUAUUAGGUAAUGUCCUUGUGUGCAGUAAUAAUGGAAAGUGUGUAAGAACAACCUUCUUUAGUUGUGUUUUUUGUUGAUUUGUUGAUUAGAAUAAGACUUGAUUAAACAGGCUUUGUCAGUAAAUAAAUACAUGUAACAACACUA